Molecule: messenger RNA, 825 nt
Organism: Exophiala spinifera
Lineage: Eukaryota; Fungi; Ascomycota; Eurotiomycetes; Chaetothyriales; Herpotrichiellaceae
Product: urease accessory protein UreG
Exons: 1
Coding region: 1-825 (274 amino acids)
Molecular function (GO): nickel cation binding; GTPase activity
Source: RefSeq, a predicted model, not a curated record
AUGGCGACGCACUCCCACGACGGCGGUCCCUCGCACUCCCACGCGCACAACGGGGCAGCACCCCACGGCCACUCGCACGAGAUCCUCGACGGGCCUGGCUCGUACCUCCACCGUGAGAUGCCCAUCGUGGAAGGGCGCGACUUCUCGGACCGAGCGUUCACCAUCGGCAUCGGCGGGCCCGUCGGGUCCGGCAAGACGGCGCUCAUGCUCGAGCUCUGCCUCGCGCUGCGCAACGAGUACAACAUCGCGGCGGUGACCAACGACAUCUUCACGCGCGAAGACGCCGAGUUCCUCACCAAGCACGGCGCGCUCACGCCGGAACGCAUCGUCGCCAUCGAGACGGGUGGCUGCCCGCACGCCGCCGUGCGCGAGGACAUCUCGGCCAACCUCCUGGCGCUGCAGGGCCUGCACGCCAAGUUCGGCACGGACCUGCUCUUGAUCGAGUCCGGCGGCGACAACCUCGCCGCCAACUACUCCCGCGAGCUGGCCGACUUCAUCAUCUACGUCAUCGACGUCGCGGGCGGCGACAAGGUGCCCCGGAAGGGAGGGCCCGGCAUCACGGGCAGCGACCUCCUCGUCAUCAACAAGUGCGACCUGGCCGUUGCCGUCGGAGCCGACGUCGACCUGAUGGAGCGCGAGGCGAACAAGAUCCGGGAGGGCGGGCCCGUGGUGAGGGCCGUCAUCAAAAACGGCGUCGGCGUCAAGGAGACGGUCGACAUGAUCCUGAGCGCGUGGAAGAGUACCUCCGGGUACAGUGAGAGUAGGAAACGAUGGGCCAACGGUGGACAGAGGGGGAGUGGCGAGCAACCUAAAGUUACUCGGUAG